Tauraco erythrolophus (red-crested turaco) is the source of this 572-nucleotide messenger RNA. Its product is annotated as baculoviral IAP repeat-containing protein 5.1. Lineage: Eukaryota; Metazoa; Chordata; Aves; Musophagiformes; Musophagidae. The record is from RefSeq and is a predicted model, not a curated record.
CCUAAUUGCAAGCAUUAUAGAUGGAGAUGCUCUUGAAAGAGCUUGGUUUGGCUUCCAAGCUCUUGAGUGAUUUUAAGGAUAUGUAUGAAUAUGAGAACCGUUUAAAAACGUUCACAAACUGGCCUUUUACAGAGAACUGCAAGUGCACUCCGGAGAAUAUGGCAAAGGCGGGCUUUGUCCACUGUCCAAACGCAAACGAACCAGACGUGGCAAAAUGUUUCUUUUGCUUGAUAGAACUGGAGGGCUGGGAACCAAAUGAUGACCCAUGGGAAGAGCACACUAAACGUCACAGCUGUGGCUUUUUAUCCCUUACUAAGCACUUUGAUGACCUGACAAUGGAGGAGUACUACAUGCUGGAGAUGACACGGCUGAGAACCUUCCUCUGCAAAACUGGCAGAAGAAUAAUAAACUCUUUUCAAGAAGAAGUCACUGCAACAAGGCAGCGUCUUGUGGAUAACUUUGUCUCCAAGCAUCAGUAUACACCACCACCACCAGUGCCUCUCCAUGCUGAUCCAUCUGCCCAAUGUUCUGAAAGCUCAUACUGCCAGCCAAAAAAAAUCCAGGAGAAGUGA